Messenger RNA from Fusarium proliferatum ET1, 516 nucleotides. RefSeq lists its product as uncharacterized. The transcript has 2 exons. The coding region runs from base 1 to 516 and encodes 171 amino acids. NCBI's taxonomy places the organism in Eukaryota, Fungi, Ascomycota, Sordariomycetes, Hypocreales, Nectriaceae. The record is from RefSeq and is a predicted model, not a curated record.
AUGUGGACCUAUGUCAUCAUCCUUCUCAGCGUUGUCAGCGCCUAUGCUGCUGCCCAGACUCCAACUCCAACAUCAACAUCAACUUUCACUAUUUCACGUCCAUCUCUCACGACACCAUCAUGCUGGGCGCUCAUUAACUCCCUGUUAAUAACGGGCGUCCUUGGACCUCCCAUCGACAUGUCUGAGCUAGCCGAGGAAUUCUCGGAAUGGGCUUCUGAAUGGACGAGCUGGCAGGUAGAGCAUGUCUCCGAAUACCGCAUAGUAUGGGAGGCGUGUAGUGAUGACCCUGCCAUCACUGAUCUUGUGCCAGUUGGACCGGAUGCAUGCAGCACUCUGAAAGCCAAGAUUACUGCGACUUUUGCUGUAAAUGAGGAUAAAGACGAAAACAGAGAGAAAGGAGAAGAGGGGAAAGAUGAUAAGCCGGAAGCUGUGGAUGAUUCUGCAGGUUCUCGUGUGAAAGGUCCUGUAAUAGUUGCUUUGAUGGCUGGGGUUGUACUGAUUGUAGGACUAUGGUGA